This is a messenger RNA of Wyeomyia smithii (pitcher-plant mosquito), 4844 nucleotides long. It is a transcript of the gene brk, whose product is annotated as homeobox protein 13. Lineage: Eukaryota; Metazoa; Arthropoda; Insecta; Diptera; Culicidae. The transcript has a single exon. Bases 389 to 2164 code for a protein of 591 amino acids. The record is from RefSeq and is a predicted model, not a curated record.
GCUGCUAACGUUUAGUCACAUCGGCCAUCCUCUCUCGCGGGUUGAUUUCAAAGUGCUUCAGCACAGAAGAGACACAAGCAGAAAUGAGUUUAAAUGGAAAACAUUAACGCGCAGCACGGUCUUGGGCAAAGCAAAUUUUCGGUUCUGUAUCAGAAAAAAAUCAGCUAAAUUUUAGAGUGUUUCGGUUUGUUUUGUUUAUUUGAAAACAGUGACAAAAAGCGCUGGAAACUGUAUGGUGAAAUAGAGGCUCUUAGCAGCGGAGAGUGUGCAGUUUUGUGAACAAUUUAAUCAGUCAGUCAGGGUGGACACACGAGCGUAUCUGUUGGUUCACACUUGUGAAGUGAAACUCAAAAGUGACAGUACGGUUGCAGUUGUGUGAGCAGAUUGAAUGUGUAAAAACUUCGAAAAUAAUUCAAUAAUGGCGCACGGACUACAUUCGAUGAUAAAAAGUGAAAUUGGAUGCAAUAACAGCAAACCCCGGGUAGAACAGCAACAGCGCACCGGUGGUGCGAGUGCGGCCAGUUCGGGUUCCGCUGGCAAGAUGGGCUCCCGAAGGAUCUUUACACCACAAUUCAAGCUGCAGGUGCUGGAUUCCUAUCGGAACGAUGGUGAUUGUAAGGGUAACCAGAGAGCAACAGCUCGCAAGUACGGUAUACACCGAAGGCAAAUUCAGAAAUGGCUGCAGGUGGAAAACAAUCUCCGCUCAGCGGCUGCCAACAGCUCCUCCAAUGGGGCUACCAGUACGAUGAAAAUCAACCUAAUGAGCAAUAGUGGCAAUCAUCCGCAUCAUCCGCAGCCUCAGCAGCAGCACCAGCACCAGCCUCAGUUCCAGCUUCAUCAUCCGCACCAUCACCAUCACAUCCACCAUCAGAAUCUGAAUUCCAUUGAACUAAAAGUGCCCAUGGAUUCAACCAGACACCGCGUCGCUCAAAACGCCAGCUCCAACAAUAACAACAACAACAACAACAUCAACGGCAAAGAGAGCAGCGUCAGCGCUUGUAUAAUAUCGCCCGUUUCAACUCACACAUUGCUGUCGCCGUUCUCGCAUCCACACCACGAAAGUUCGUCGUCGUCAGCAAGUCUAUCGGUACUUAAACCACAAAGCCGGGAUCCGACGGCAAAUGCUGCUGCAGCGGCAGCAAUGGUAAGCCAAGUGUUGCGGCCAAAUUUUUCACCUGUCUCCGGGGAUUUUCCUGCCGUUGCGGUACCAACCCAUCAUUCGGGAUACGAGCAGCUCAAUCUGCUCGACACCUACUAUCACUAUUGCUAUCCCAAGUGUGCAACUGUCAGUCCCAUCCCAAGUACGCAACCAAUCGAUCUUUCGCGGUCGCAGCAAAUUCGCAGUAAAAUGGAACAAGCUCUCUCGCCAUGUUCAACUGUUUCGUCCGUCUAUUCGUCCCGGCCGCGAUCUCCGACACCAACACCGGUCAGUAUCAAGUGUGAAAUGCGCGAUCCUGCUGACGACUGCGAAGUCGUUGAUUUGUCUUGCCGAAAGCGCAAAGCUUGUUCAACCAGUGACGAUUCCAUCGACGGCGCAAGUCCUCCCAAGUCGGUGAAACUGUUCAAACCGUACCUACUGGACGAAAAAGAUGACGAAAAGGAUUCUUCCAUUGAUUCACCAGCGGCAGAAUCAUUAAAAGAUGGCGUUGGCUCUUCGGGGAGGCUAGACAACUAUCCCAUCAUUUGGAACUUUCAUGCUCAGCAACGCUACUACGAGAACCUCUACGAGUACAACAGCGGCCAGUACGUCUAUCCACCGAGUCCGCCCUACAUCCAUCAGCCACCCCUUACGCCAAUUCCACGAACUCCGUACAGCACUCUAUCCCCGUCUCCGCCAAGUAGCAACGGGGGCAGCAGCCGCUGGGCCGCACCGCAGGCUUCACCAGUUUCCGGCUACGACAGUUCUACCUCGAUCUCGUCCGUCUACAGUACCGACGGAAACGACGACGGCUAUAGCUACAGUCUGGAACUAAAACAACAGGCCAUCGAUAGCUACUAUCACGACGUAAGCUGCCGGGGUGACUUCCGAGCUGUCGCGUCCAAGUACAACAUUAACCGGAAGUACGUCGAAAAGUGGCUGGCACAGGAGGAUCACCUAGCCGUCAACACCGUCAGCAGCAGCAAUCCACCGCCGCCACUACCUCCUCAGGUGGUGGUUGGGUAAGCCAUAGUUUUGCUUUCGUUUUAUUCUUCUAUACAUAGUACACAGUUAGCAGUUAGCAAAGUCAGGAUUUCGUUCGACACCGCGUUUCUUCCGUUGAACACAAGCAUAUACGAUCAAUCCUGUGAUGUUCUCGUCGUCGAUCAUGUAAUGAUCGGCGGUCGAAUCGCGGUUUUCAUUCGCUCUGUUAAUCGGGGCUCAGGUUUGAUACUCCGAGUUCACAGGGACUUUGUUGGAAUGAAAAAGAAAAAACUGAAAUGUGAUAUUUAUAACCUAUACAUAUGAUCAUAUCGUAAGUAAGUUUGUCAGGAUUAGCGAACAGCUAAGAAGUGGUGUGAUUUCUAUACGGUAGGGCUAGGAAUUGGGAACACAUAGAAGGAUUGCGACUCGAGUGAAGUAAGAGAGACAGACACUUAUCUUAACUUGUAAAACACGGCACUUGCAGACGGCUACUCACAAAAAUCGGAUCCUCUAAUUAGCAUAACAAUUACACUUUGUCAGGUUUAGCAAACUUCGUAAACCGGACGGGGUUUCGUUCGCAAAAGCUGUGAAGUUCCAGAGGUUCCCUCCCUUCGUUCGCAGGUGUUGUCACUAUCCUGGUUUGGGUUACACCCACGUUGAUGCGACUUUGCAACUAGGAUCCCAGGUAAAAUUACAAGCAGAUCUCACACCGUGCCGUCUCUUUUCUUCCUUCGCCAGAGUUUCUUUGGGCGACUUUACAAAUCACAGGUGCCAUACAGUAGAUUUUAGCUGACACUUUCCGCCUGCCAAGUGCAGCAACCUGAGAGACUGGAAUCAGCUACCCCCUCCCCUGGCGAUCGUGUAGAAAAGCUGCAGCCAUAAAAAUUCAAAGGCAAUAAAAGCAACACCUUUCGCCGCAUCUUCAUCGCCAUAACGAAGGGAUGGGAAUUUCCCAUAAUUCCUCUCCGGGUCGUAAUUAGUCCUUAUGUCGGUUCGCACUUGUUUUGCAUUCUUUCUUGCACUGUUUGCUUGCCUCCUAAUUGGAACAAGCCAACUCCUGUAGUCGGUGUCUGACGCGCUGGCUUCCAUUUUGUUUUUGGUUAAUAAUAUCGACCCAAAUUACAGCAGAUAUUUUUCGUGUCCAAAAUUAUUCGCGUUUGCGAACGCUGUCGCCUUACGAAAGGCUUCACGCAAGAAGGUGAACCGUUGUAUCAUUCGCCAUUUUUGUGCCUUUCCUAAGAUAUCCAACCAUGCGCAGAAAAAUUGCACCACAUCAGCGGAUUAUAUGUUUGCGUUAAAUUGCAACUAAAAUUAGGCGAAUGAUUGAACAAUCGUCUCGUAAACGAGGAAAAUUAAAGGUGCCACUAAUUGCUUCUCUCGUGCCUCGACACAGACGUCAGACACCUCCGAGCACCGUCUAAGAUUCGACGUCCACCCGCUCGCUCGCUCGUCUUUUCGUUCAUUUUAUUUAUUCUUUUUUGUUUGUUUCAAGUGCCACCUUACGCUACUCAGGAAAGAAAAAAACAAAUAAGUGAAGUAGAAAUGAAUCACUCAACGCGCAAGUACCAACAAUUCGUUUACACUAUAAAUUGAGCCAAUCGGCACAUGAUUUCAACAUUAAUUUUGCACUUCUGACUAUCGCCCUCUCUCUCUUUAACUCGGAUUUCGCGGUCCCACUUUGAUGUUCCCUAACAACAGUAGCAACAAAAUGAACUGACAGCAACAGAAAAAUGAAAUCAAAAAUACAAAUUUAUCUCACAGUGUCACAUCCAAUCCUGUCAAAUAUUAACAUUUGUGAAUAUCAAGUGCCUAAUCGAGUAGGAACAAGCAAGUAAUAAGCUAGCGUAAGAGUAAGUUCAAGUAAAUCAAGUGCCAAUACACCAAGCAAAACAGCUGAUAGUAACUAAAACAAUUAUUGCUAAUAAUGAUUUGAUAAAACGAACAAUGGCGGAGUGAGCCGAUAGGGAGUUAAUCUAGAUAAGCUCCUCCUGGCUCCCCAUUCAUCCAGCAGCCGGCGAAAAAAAAAACGGCGGAAAUCACAAAUCACGAGUCCAGUUCUAUUGUUUUCCUUUGUAAAUUAUUUAAACGAUUCGCAAGUAUGUUACGAUAUCAUUUCUGUUUUUCGUUGUAUAUAAAUAAAUGUAGCGUUGAAAGGAAAAAAAAAGAAAAACGGUAGAUUUCUUUACGAAAUGUCAAAUCGCGUUUCUACUGUCAUCAUCAUAACUUAUCUAGUAGACUUUUUCAUUUGAGUAUGUGCAUCAAGUAUACAGGUUCGUUUGUAAGGUUAAUUGUACUAAUGAUUGUAAACAAAUAUUAUUAUUCUUAAUAUUAUUAUUUGUAGCUUAUCUUUGAGUAGUUGAUUUCGAGAAUAGUCAGUGUAGUGACCGUGUGAUGAUGAACUGAAGGCAGUUAUAUCCGUGAUGCGUAGUCUGCAUUACCCGUAGCAAUUGUAAAUAGUAACACUGAAAGUUUAAAAACAAACCAGCCAUACUUGAAAAGAAUGAAUUGGAACUAUUUUAAUUAUCCGCGCGUGUCGCGCGGUACGUUAGCGCGCCGUGCAACAGCAAGCAAAGCGAAUAAGGAAAAAUCAUAUUGUAUUUUCUAUUACUAUAUUAUACACACUUUGAAUGAGAGUUUUUUUAUUUGAUCGAAGAAUAAAGAUGCGAAAUAUAUCUAUUCUAUGAUAGUUGUAAAACAUUAUCAUAAACAAUCCUAAAACAGA